UUUUGUCUGUGCUGCUGUGCGAAUUCCACGGAGGAUCUGGACAGCUUCUUCCCCUCCAUUCAGCAAACAGCAAACUCUCGACUUCACUCCGCGAGACCAGUGAAGACUCAUCACAAUGGGCGGAAUCGGUGAUCAACUGGCCUAUGUGCCGCAGCCUGUCCAGCUUUUGCUGGCUGGUAUUGGUGCUCUCUUUCUUACCUCCAAGGCCCUGAGCUAUGUCAAGUUCGUCCUUGGUGUCUUCCUGCUUAGUGGCACCAGUCUUCGCAAGUAUGGCAAGCCUGGCACCUGGGCCGUCGUGACCGGUGCAUCAGACGGUCUCGGCAAGGAGUUCGCCCAUCAGCUCGCCAGCAAGGGCUUCAACCUCGUCCUCGUCUCCCGAACUCAGUCCAAGCUCGAGACCCUCGCCCACGAGCUCGAGGCCAAGUUCGAUGGCAAGAUUCAGGUCAAGAUCCUCGCCAUGGACUUCUCCCGCGACGACAACAACGACUACGAUAGACUCGCCCAGCUCGUCAACGGCCUCGACGUCGGUGUCCUCAUCAACAACGUCGGCCAGAGCCACAGCAUCCCCGUUCCCUUCCUCGAGACCGCCCGCAGCGAGCUCCAGAACAUUGUCGCCAUCAACUGCCUCGGCACCUUGAAGACCACCCAGGUCGUUGCUCCCAUCAUGCAGCAGCGCAAGCGCGGUCUCAUCCUCACCAUGGGUUCCUUUGCUGGCUGGAUGCCUACCCCUUACUUGGCCACCUACUCUGGCAGCAAAGCCUUCCUGCAGCACUGGAGCAGUUCUCUCGCGGCUGAGCUGAAGCCCCAGGGUAUCGACGUCGAGCUCGUUCUCAGCUACCUCAUCACCACCGCGAUGAGCAAGGUCCGCCGCUCAAGCGCCAUGAUCCCGACACCCAAGAACUUUGUCCGUGCCACUCUCAGCAAGAUUGGCUCUGGCAGCUACCAGAACUUCGCCUACACCUACACUCCUUGGUGGACGCACGCUCUUAUGUUGUGGGCUGUGGAAAGCACCAUUGGUGCCGCCCACCACCUGGCCCUUUGGUUCAACCUGAAGAUGCACGUUGACAUUCGCAACCGUGCUCUCAGGAAGGCGGCUCGCGAGGCCAAGAAGCAGUAAAUGGAGCAGAAAGUGUCAUCUGUUGUGGUUGAUGAACCGCGCAGUGUAAUACGCUAUUGCUUUCAAGGCUGGCCGGAAUGCUGUUUCGAUAUGCUGGCGAAACGAAGCGCCUGAACAAGCUUCGUUGUGAUCUCUUGUGAGAUAUGAAGCAUGGAUGAAAAAAGAACAUGUGGAUGAGAGGUGGAUGGCAGUGCCUUGGGCUCAGGGUGUAGGGGCCAUUUGCAUGAGUUACGUAGGGAUCACGGCCCGGGAAAAGUCAGGGGUUCAAAUGGAAUAGAAUAAAAAAGCGAGUACUUAAUAUGAAAUAAAGAAG
Messenger RNA from Colletotrichum scovillei, 1430 nucleotides. RefSeq names its product 3-ketoacyl-CoA reductase. Lineage: Eukaryota; Fungi; Ascomycota; Sordariomycetes; Glomerellales; Glomerellaceae. The record is from RefSeq and is a predicted model, not a curated record. Bases 116 to 1117 code for a protein of 333 amino acids. The transcript has 2 exons. Gene Ontology annotation, cellular component: endoplasmic reticulum. Gene Ontology annotation, molecular function: ketoreductase activity. Gene Ontology annotation, biological process: fatty acid elongation.